Molecule: messenger RNA, 1536 nt
Organism: Vicia villosa (hairy vetch)
Lineage: Eukaryota; Viridiplantae; Streptophyta; Magnoliopsida; Fabales; Fabaceae
Exons: 5
Coding region: 270-1436 (388 amino acids)
Cellular component (GO): mitochondrial outer membrane
Molecular function (GO): ATP binding; ATP hydrolysis activity
Source: RefSeq, a predicted model, not a curated record
GGCAACUCCGAUAUAUUUUCAUGGACCAAUUCAUAAGGCCCAUUAAUUUCAAUAUCCUCCUCAUCCGCAAGGCAACUUCUUACGUUCUAGAUUUUUCCUCUUUCCAUUCAUAACCUCGUAUUUCAUCCUAGAAUCUCGGUAUUCUACAGUGAGAGUUGAUAAUGCUUUGAAUUGUAAGGUUUUACUUUGAAGAAGAAAAAGAAGAAAGAAAAGUUAGACAACAAAUUUAACCCUAAUAUUAGGGUUAUAAUUUUGAUUGUUUUAAGAGAAUGACCGAUACAAAGUUCCUGCAAGAGAUAUUGCUGUACGCAGCUAGGGCGGCGCUGAGUUAUUGGGUAUUGGUCACAGGACUCCGAUACCUUGACCCUAACCGUGAAUCAACCAAGAAAGCUCUUGAACAAAAGAAACAAAUUGCCAAGCGUCUAGGUCGCCCCCUCAUUCAAACCAAUCCCUACGAGGAUGUAAUAGCCUGUGAUGUUAUAAACCCUGACCAUAUUGAUGUGGAGUUUGACUCCAUUGGGGGACUGGAAACUAUUAAACAAGCUUUGUUUGAGCUUGUUAUUCUGCCCUUGAAACGGCCCGACUUGUUUUCGCAUGGCAAGCUUCUUGGACCACAAAAGGGGGUUUUGUUGUACGGACCUCCUGGCACUGGGAAAACCAUGCUUGCUAAAGCUAUUGCCAAGGAGUCCGGAGCAGUGUUCAUUAAUGUGAAGAUAUCUAACCUCAUGAGCAAAUGGUUUGGGGAUGCCCAGAAACUUGUGUCUGCCGUAUUUAGCUUGGCUGAUAAGCUUCAGCCUGCCAUCAUAUUCAUCGAUGAAGUUGACAGUUUUUUGGGUCAACGCCGUUCAUCAGAUCACGAGGCUAUGCUAAAUAUGAAAACCGAGUUCAUGGCUCUAUGGGACGGAUUCACCACCAACAAGAAUGCUCGAGUUAUGGUACUUGCAGCAACUAAUCGCCCUUCUGAACUUGACGAAGCAAUACUACGGCGACUUCCUCAAGCUUUUGAAAUUGGAUAUCCAAGCCGGAAAGAGAGGGCUGAGAUAUUGAAGGUUAUCUUAAAGGGGGAAAGUAUCGAAAACAACAUAGAUUUCAAUCAUAUAGCGGGAUUAUGUAAGGGUUACACUGGUUCAGAUCUAUUCGAUCUUUGCAAGAAGGCUGCAUAUUUUCCUGUUAGAGAGCUACUGGAUAAUGAAAAGAGAGGGAAACAAACUCAUGAACCUAGACCAUUAUCGCAAUUAGAUUUGGAGAAGGCCCUUGCCACUUCACAGAAGACAACCGUUGCUGCAAAUGAAUACGAUAGAAUGAACCAACAGUCAUCAUCAAGACGGACGUUUCCCGAUGAGGGUGAUUUUGAUGUUCAAGCUGCAAUCAAGGAAAUCUCUAAGCUUAUGGGUUCCCACAUGAUUAACCUCCAAUUAGAUUCCCAGGAUGCUUAAAAUUGAGUUUCUUUUGAACACUCUUCUACUUCCAUUUAGUAUAGUCCAGAUUGUAAUAUAACAUAAUACUCUUGUAUAACACAAUCUAUAUUUUGCCAAA